AUGGGGCACGAAGUCCCAGAAGAAAUAGAAAAAAAAUAUCUUCCAACGUCUUCUGAUAUCUCUGUUUCUAAAGAUAUGGUUUUGAAUGAGGAAAAACCAGUAGAAAGUCAUGAUUUUUCAAAAAUACAUUUAAAAGUUAAUAAUGAAAAUAUAAAUCAAGAAGAUAAUAAAACAAGUGAAAAUGAUAUUAAGGAAGGUUGUAUGAAUAAUUCUACUACGGAAAAGCCCAAAAAUGGAGAAAUUGAUGGAUCUUUGGGUGAAAAAGUUACAGCAGAAUCAGGAUCUUCGAGUAAUUCAUUCUCAUUAAAAACACAUAAAAGAAAACGCUUAUCACAUGAUCGUGUUGGUCAGUUAGAAGAUCAAAUUGCUUUUGAUGAAAGGGACUCUUCUUCUUGGCUAAAACUGAUUAAGGAAUAUCAAAAUAGAAACAAAAUUGAUCAAGCAAGAAAUACGUAUGAGCGUUUUUUGAAAGUUUUUCCUACUGCAGCUCAGCAAUGGAUUGAUUAUGCUGAUAUGGAGUUAACAAAUAAUGAAUUCAUUCGUGUGGAAACUAUUUUUUCUAGAUGUUUAAGGUCUGUUUUAAGCGUUGAUCUAUGGAAGUUUUAUUUAGAUUAUAUUCGUCGUGUCAACAAUGUUUCAACUGGUGGUUCUCAAGCUCGAUUAGUUAUAUCUCAGGCCUAUGAAUUUGUUUUAGCACAUGUUGGAAUUGAUAAAGAUUGUGGAUCUAUAUGGUCAGAUUAUAUCAAUUUUGUAAAAACAGCAGAGAGGAAUUCUACAUGGGAAGAACAACAAAGAAUAGAUCAUAUUCGUCGUAUUUAUCAUCGAGCUAUAUCUGCACCAAUUGCAAAUAUUGAGACCUUAUGGCGAGAGUACGAUACUUUUGAAAAUAAUGUUAAUAGGUCUACUGCUAGGAAAUUUCUUUCAGAAAAAAGUUCAACUUAUAUGUUAGCACGAACUGCAUGGAAAGAUAUGUCUACAAUGACUGUUGGAUUUCGGGCUACUACUAUUCCAAAAGUUCCCAUUUGGACAGAGAAAAAUGUUGAAGAAGUUGAACAAUGGAAAAAAUGGAUUGAAUGGGAAAUAUCGAAUCCUUUAGAUCUUAAAUUGAAGCAAGCCGUUUCUGCACGAGUGAAAUAUGCAUAUAAACAGGCUAUGAUUACUUUAAGAUUUUUUCCUGAAAUUUGGUUUUCUGCAGCGGAAUAUUGGCUGUCUUUAAAUGAGGAAAAAGAAGCUAUAGAAAUAAUGAAAAAUGGAAUGAUUGCAAAUUCUACUAGUUGUUUACUUCAUUUCCAAUAUGCUGACUUUUUAGAACAAAAUAAACGAUUUCAAGAGAUGAGGACAGUUUAUGAAACACUUAUUGGAAACCUUUCAAAGGAAUCUAAAAGAAUUUCACAGUGUGUAGAAAAUCGGCUAUAUGAAGUUUCUAAAUAUUUAGAAUAUGUAAAAUCCCAAGAUCCUGUUGAAGAAGGUGAAAUACAAAAGUUAUCUCCAAAAAAGGAACUACAAAAUAUUGAAAAACAAGGGAUAGAAGAAUUAAAUAAAUUAUCAAAGAAUACAUCUGUUGUAUGGAGUGUUUUUAUGAGAGCAGUUAGAAGAGCAGAAGGCAUAAAAGCAGCAAGACAAGUUUUCGGAAAAGCUAGAAAAGCGCCUAAUCAAACCUAUCAUAUUUAUGUAGCUUCCGCGUUGAUGGAAUAUCAUUGCAGUAAAGAUUCUACAAUAGCCAGUAAAAUUUUUGAUUUAGGACUUAAAAGUUUUGGAAAUGAUCCAGAUUAUGUGUUGCAUUAUUUAACAUUUUUAAUAAAUACUAAUGAUGAUACGAAUGCAAGAGCUUUAUAUGAGAAAACAAUUACCCAUCUUGAUUCAUUGGCUGUUAAGCAAUUACAUGAAAAAUUAUAUAUCUAUGAAUCUAUAUAUGGCGAUCUUUCAACAACUAUAAAAUUACACUCAAGGAUGGCUGAGCUUUAUCCUAAUGAUUCUUCUAUAUUAAGGUUUUCUAAAAGAUUUAAGUUUUAUAAUUUAGACAUAAUUCUGGAAAAAGAUUUAGGAGUGGAAUUCAAUUCUCCUCUUUUAUUAGAAUCUACAUGGAUGCAUAAUAAUACUUUUCAGUUAAAUGUUGACUUUAGAAAAAAAAAUUUAAGUACUUCUUUAUUAACAACUAACGACAAAUCCUUUAAUCUUCCUGAACCUAUUUUAUAUUUUUUAAGUAUUCUUCCUCCUGCUUCUUUAUAUACUGGGGCUACUUUCAAGAUUGAUGAGCUUAUGAAAUUGAUUUCUGAUGUGGAUGUUUCUUCAUUUUUUAAAAAAAAAAGUAACUGUAUUAAAUAAACAUAAAAAUUCUGAUGAUGAUUCUAAACAUUAAUAAUAAAAAUUAUGUUUAUUUUUAGGUUUAUGUCAAUUAUAUAACAUUUGGAAUGAUAAAAUUCCUUAAAAAUGAAUUAUGGAAAUAUUAUAAAUCAGUAUUUUAAUACUGAGGCAUUUUAUCAUAUAAUUUAUUAUGUUUUUUAAAUCUGUUCCAUUUAUCAUAAAAAAUUCAUAACUAUGAUAUUUAAAAUUAGCUAUUUUCUCUAAAACUUUUUGAUGUA
This is a messenger RNA of Pneumocystis jirovecii RU7, 2582 nucleotides long. RefSeq names its product cleavage polyadenylation factor subunit RNA14. Gene Ontology annotation, molecular function: protein binding; mRNA binding. Gene Ontology annotation, biological process: mRNA 3'-end processing. Gene Ontology annotation, cellular component: nucleus. The transcript has 11 exons. The coding region runs from base 1 to 2325 and encodes 774 amino acids. NCBI's taxonomy places the organism in Eukaryota, Fungi, Ascomycota, Pneumocystomycetes, Pneumocystales, Pneumocystaceae. The record is from RefSeq and is a predicted model, not a curated record.